Selaginella moellendorffii is the source of this 984-nucleotide messenger RNA. RefSeq lists its product as uncharacterized. NCBI's taxonomy places the organism in Eukaryota, Viridiplantae, Streptophyta, Lycopodiopsida, Selaginellales, Selaginellaceae. The transcript is spliced from 4 exons. The coding region runs from base 1 to 984 and encodes 327 amino acids. The record is from RefSeq and is a predicted model, not a curated record.
AUGGCACUCGUCUCAGGCAGCAGCAUCACAGCUCUCUCUUCUUCCUCGCUCAUCUCCAACAAGCUUCAUGUCCAAUCGCAAUCGCCCACAAGCUCCAUCGGGACAAGAAAUCUAGUAGUAGUAAGAGCGUCCUCGAACAAAUCAAGGGAUGGUGGCGAUGGCGGCAUCAGCGGCGUUCUCGACGGCACCAAGAAGGAGAUAACCCGCGAGGAGGUGCUCAAGAACCAGGCCGAGAACGAGUCGGAGAAGCGCUCCGUGUUUGGAGCCGUCCCAUCGUCCGGAUCAUUCUAUCCCAGGCCAGAGGUCGAGAGGCGACCAGAGACUGGCGAUCGAUCGUUCCCCAGCUUGAUGGCGUUCGAUGGAGCCGGCCCGGAAACGAUCAACGGAAGACUGGCAAUGGUUGGAUUGGUGUGGGCAUCCGCAAUGGAGCGAAUGACGGGACAAACGGUGGCGGAGCAGCUCUACUCUCCGGGGAGCACUGGUCUUUUCCAUUUCCUAACGGUGGCACAGCUUUUCGCGUACGCGUCGCUGGUGCCCAUGUUUAAGGGCGAGAGCCCCGACAGUAGAUCAAUUGGGCCGUUUAGAGCCAUGGCGGAGCGCUGGAACGGGCGAACAGCGAUGCUUGGAUUCCUCGCCCCGAGAUAUACAGCAAAAAAUAGUUCGGGAGAUACAAAGUGUCUCCUUAUUAACUGGAACUGGUUUCAUUGGAAUUCUUUGCAGCUGCAUGCUCAAGUUCCUCCAGGAGCUCACCGCCAUCCGGACUUCGAGAGCGCCCAGCUGGUAGUGACGGACAUAGUGAACACAUCCAAAGUGUAUUCCAGCUUCUUAUCUUCAGUGGGAGCAUCAGUAGAUGAUGACGAUGAGAGGCAGAUGAUCGUCAUGGAUGGCUGGCUGGAGUUUGAGGCUGCAGCUCAAAUUGCUGUGCACAUCAAGGAGAGUGGACGCGCUGCUGCUAGAAAAGACCGAUGGCUUCUAGCGUGGUAA